Messenger RNA from Fukomys damarensis (Damara mole-rat), 927 nucleotides. RefSeq names its product olfactory receptor 11L1. The coding region runs from base 1 to 927 and encodes 308 amino acids. The record is from RefSeq and is a predicted model, not a curated record. Gene Ontology annotation, molecular function: G protein-coupled receptor activity; olfactory receptor activity. Gene Ontology annotation, biological process: G protein-coupled receptor signaling pathway. Gene Ontology annotation, cellular component: membrane. NCBI's taxonomy places the organism in Eukaryota, Metazoa, Chordata, Mammalia, Rodentia, Bathyergidae. The transcript has a single exon.
AUGGAGUCACGAAACAGCUCUAGAAUGGUAACUGAAUUUAUCAUACUGGGGUUUGGAGACCUCAAGGAACUAAGUCCCUUGCUCUUCCUGUUGUUUGGCACCAUCUACUUAGCCACCAUUUGUGGAAAUCUUCUCCUUGUGGCACUGGUGAUCACACAACAGGGACUCCGGACUCCAAUGUAUUUCUUCUUAGUGAACCUCUCAUGCCUGGAGAUCUGUUAUACAUCCAACAUUGUGCCCAGGAUGCUGGUGGACUUGUUGAGGGAAAAUGGAGUGAUCUCCAUGGUGGGUUGCAUUAUCCAACUCUACUUCUUUGGGGCUCUGGGAAGCACUGAAUGUUAUCUGCUGGCCGUGAUGUCGUACGACCGCUACCUGGCUGUCUGCUGGCCCUUGCAUUAUCCAACACUAAUGCAUAGAGCCCUGUGUGGAGGGCUAGUAAUUGCAUCAUGGCUUAGUGGCUUCAUAGUGGCAGCUGCAUUCCAGGCUGCCAUGGUAUCCAGUUUGAACUUCUGUGGUGACAAUGAGAUUGAUCACUUCUUCUGUGACUUGAAACCUCUACAGAAGCUCUCCUGCUCAGAUCCUUAUCUGGUCAACCUGGUUUGCAUGAAUCUUACAGCCCUGGUAACACUAGCUCCCUUUGGACUAACUCUAGUCUCCUAUUGGAGGAUUCUUUCAGUGAUCUUGCAUAUAACUUCCGAGACUGGUAGGCAAAAGUCAUUCUCCACAUGCUCUUCUCAUCUGGUAGUAGUGACUCUAUUCUAUGGAACUUUAAUACUGGUCUAUGCUGUGCCCUUGGCUGGCCAGGUGCCAGCUGUGAACAAAACAUUCUCCUUGCUGUAUACCAUUGUCACUCCCAUGUGCAAUCCUCUUGUCUAUAGCCUCAAAAAUAGAGAUGUCAAGGAGGCUCUGAGAAAGCUGUGGAUUUAA